This is a messenger RNA of Sorex araneus (European shrew), 1687 nucleotides long. RefSeq names its product 1-acylglycerol-3-phosphate O-acyltransferase 4 (gene AGPAT4). Bases 49 to 1446 code for a protein of 465 amino acids. Gene Ontology annotation, molecular function: 1-acylglycerol-3-phosphate O-acyltransferase activity. The transcript has 9 exons. Gene Ontology annotation, cellular component: mitochondrial outer membrane; endomembrane system. Lineage: Eukaryota; Metazoa; Chordata; Mammalia; Eulipotyphla; Soricidae. The record is from RefSeq and is a predicted model, not a curated record.
GACGUCAGCUGAGGACCACUUUUUUUUUUCCCCCACAGGGUCCACCCCAUGGGUGGAGCCUGCAGUUUCCUGGCCCCGUUGGCUGCCCAGCCGGCGCCUAUAAACUCGUGGCGCCCAGCGCCCGCGCUGCCCGGCCCGGAGCGUGCGGCCCCAGCGCAGACGUUCCCGGUUCCCCGCUGCACGCACGCACGCGCGCCGCCGCCAGCCGGGCUUCGGGCCGCUGCGACCCGCCGGACACGCGCCCCCGCCGGACACGCGCCUUGGCCGGCGGCUGGACACGCGCCGGGCCGGCUGUUGGGCCGCGCAUGCGCCAUGGACCUCGUCGCGCUGCUCAAGUCCCAGUUCCUGUGCCACCUGGUCUUCUGCUACGUCUUCAUCGUGUCGGGGCUCAUCAUCAACGCGCUGCAGUUCCUCAGCCUCCUGCUCUGGCCGCUGGACAAGCAGCUCUUCCGCAAGAUCAACUGCCGCCUGACCUACUGCAUCUCCAGCCAGCUGGUGAUGCUGCUUGAGUGGUGGUCGGGCACCCAGUGCAUCCUCCACACGGACCCCCGGGACUUACCCCACUUCGGCAAGGAGAGCGCCAUCGUGGUCCUCAACCACAAGUUCGACAUCGACUUCCUGUGCAGCUGGAUGCUGUCGGAGCACUUCGGGAUGCUGGGGAACGCCAAGGUGCUGGCCAAGAAGGAGCUGGCCUACGUGCCCAUCAUCGGCUGGAUGUGGUACUUCACCGAGAUGGUCUUCUGCAGCCGCCAGUGGGAGCAGGACCGCAGCACCAUCGCCCGGAGCCUGCAGCGCCUGCGCAACUACCCCGAGCCCUUCCUAUUCCUGAUCCACUGUGAGGGGACGCGCUUCACGGAGAAGAAGCACGAGGUCAGCAUGCAGGUGGCCCGCGCCAAGGGGCUGCCCAGCCUCAAGCACCACCUGCUGCCCCGCACCAAGGGCUUUGCCAUGGCCGUGAGGAACCUGAGAAAUGUAGUUUCAGCUGUAUAUGACUGUACACUCAAUUUCAGAGAUAACGAAAACCCAACGCUCCUGGGAGUCCUCAACGGGAAGAAAUACCACGGGGAUAUGUACAUCAGGCGGAUCCCCCUAGAGGAAGUCCCGGAAGACGAGGACGCGUGUUCGGCCUGGGUACACAAGCUGUAUCAGGAGAAGGACGCCUUCCAGGAGGAGUACUUGCGGACGGGCACGUUCCCCGGGACGCCGGUGGUCACCGCUCGCCGGCCCUGGGCGCUCCUGAACUGGCUCUUCUGGGCCUGCCUGCUGCUCUACCCCUUCUUCCGCUUCCUGCUCAGCCUGGCCCGCAGCGGCUCCUCCCUGACGCUGGCCAGCUGCGUCCUCGUCCUCUUCGCGGGGUCCGUGGGCAUGCGAUGGAUGAUCGGGGUGACGGAGAUCGACAAGGGCUCGGCCUACGGCAACAUGGACAGCAAGAGACACAGCGACUGAGGCGGCCCCAGCUGGCGCCCUCGCUCCCCAAGCGCGAGGGGCGCCCCUCCUGGCUCCAUGGCGUGUGCCAGCUUGGGGGCACCGCGGGGAGGGCAGACAGGCCCGGGCAGCCGAGGCUGCGCCCGAGCCCUGCGGGUCCGCCUGGGGCGGUGGGGGCGGAGCGGGGUGCGUGCCCUCGGCCCUCCGUGCCGAGUCUUGGUCACCCUGUGCCCAGAGGGAGCGAGGUGCUCUGGGAAGACUA